UGCUCAGUAUAAUAAAAGCAUAUUGAGAGUUACUUUUGCUUUUUACGAUUGCAAAAAGAAAAAUGAAAAUCGGUUUAGAAUUCAUGACGUGAUUGUGUUACAUACUCAGUGCAAAAAAAAAUUCAAACAAAGUGUAUCCGCUUUUUGGAAGUUACAUAAAUAUAGGGCGAAUAUUUAAAAUUCGGCUGCUAGAUCUUUCGUUUCUGACUUCAUUGAACAUUGUCCUUACGUGAAAAAUAAAUGUCGUGCUAAAUAUAUAAACAGAUUAAUCGACUUACUUGUAUGGGCUUGACGUUUCCUUGGAAAAUAAUAUAUUAUACGUAAAAAAAAAUGCCAGCAUUUUACAUAUUUGUUGUGCUAAUUCUAAUAAGUAGUGUGUCGACGGUACAACGGUCACAAGUUGAUGAAGGUUAUUCUAUGGGAUUUUACUCUAACUGUCCUGGUUCAACGAAACCAGCAAUAAUUUCAAAGGAGAGUUUGAAUUAUCUCGGCAUAAAGGUCAUAGGAGCUAAAGCGACCCCGGCGUCGCCCAGAAGGACAUACUCUUACUAUCAAAUGAAGGAUUUGGCUAGAGAUUCUACGAUGAACUAUGGUCGAAAGACUGUGUUGUUCGUCUCUGGAUAUAUGGACAAUCCAAACUUUCCUUUCGCAAGGAUUGUGGAAACCAGUUAUAGAAAUUUAGGUUACAACGUCUGGUUGCUGAAUAUGUACAAAUUCGUUACCAUGGAUUACGCAGUGGUCGCUCGUGUAGCACCAGAAGUCGGAAAACAUGUCGCGGAAAUGUUGUACAACUUGUCUCGUCAAGAUGUUGGGUUCGACCCUAAGAAAUUAGAAAUACUGGGCUUGAGUCUUGGAGGGCAGACCAUGAGUUUCAUUGCCAAGUCUUAUUAUGCAUUAGCAGGCGUUAAAAUCGGCAGACUCACCGCAUUAGACCCAAUGGGACCUUGCUUUAGGAAUUUAGGCCCAGAAAACAGGUUGGACAAGAGUGAUGCUGAUUUUGUAGAAUUAGUGGGCACUAAUAUAGAUGGUUAUGGGGUUGCAGAACCUUUGGCUCAUGUGAAUUUCUACGUUAACGGCGGAGAACAUCAAGCUCAUGAUGUUUUAUUUAUGCCCUGCGAAAUGCUCUGUAGUCAUUUAAGAUCAUUCACUUUAUGAUAUUCAGCGUUGCAGAAUCCAAAUUCUUUUAUAGCAAUGGAGUGUGAGUCUGUGCAACAGGCCAGAGACAAGAAUUGCUAUGGACGAAAACCACUAGUUACAAAUGUUUUGGGUCCCAACGUCGACAAGACGAAGCAUGGCGUAUUUUAUCUGGCAACAACCCAUAGUUUUCCAUACCAUAUGGGUGUGAAAGGAUUGAAAAAGAAAUAUGAACCAAUUUACAACGACGUUAAAGCUAUAAAUCCAGAUGGUUUAGUAAUAUUAUAAUAUUCUUGUAGGUACUUAAUAAAUAUUUAUACAAAAAUUUUACUGUAAAACCCAUUACAAGUAAAUGUCUAGUUUUAAUGAUCCAUUAUAAAUUUACCAACAUUUAUGGAAAAAUGAAAAUUAUGUCAACUUGUAUUAAACCUGUUGGUUGGAACCUUUAAAAUUGUUACUUUUACUUUUACGAAUAUUAUUAGAAUUUGGCAGAUAUUAUAUUAGUAUUCCCUCACCAGAGGGAUUUAUUUUUUUAAUUUAUUUAUUUAAUUUUAAUUUACUUUCCUUUGUACCAGAUAGAUGAUAUCACAGGGAGACUUUGUACAAAAGUCGUUUGCUUGGGCACCUCUGUCCUAUUCGUGUCUACCGUAAGCAGUUGUUUGCAUGGCUGUGUUUCAGUUUGAAGGGUGGGAUAUGGCAGUGAAUUUACAGGGUACAGAGGAAUAACACCUGAGUCCUCAGGAAUGGCAACGCAUGGCGGGUAUCAUGGGUGAAAUAGUAUACUCUGUUAUGUUCAUAGUACUGCUCAUGUCUAUAGGCGACGGUUAACACUUUCUAUCAAAUGGGCCGUCAGCUUGUUUGCUAUUCUAAGUAGUAUAAAAAAAAAGAUAUAUUAUUAGUAUAUUUUGGUUUUAUAAAUGUAACACUGUAAUAUAAUAAGCAACUGUCGAUUGCUUUACAUUACAACGAACUAUAUAAAAAAUAUACCUCCACGGUAUACUCCUAACAAUUUAUCAGUUUUUUUUAACCGACGUCUUAUAAUUACUGCUGUUUCUAAUAAAUGAUUUAUUCCUAAAUGCACUUUUUUAUCAAUAUUGUAUUUGUAAUUUUUAAAACUAAAUGUAGA
Galleria mellonella (greater wax moth) is the source of this 2260-nucleotide messenger RNA. RefSeq names its product phospholipase A1 member A-like. The coding region runs from base 331 to 1155 and encodes 274 amino acids. Gene Ontology annotation, molecular function: lipase activity. Lineage: Eukaryota; Metazoa; Arthropoda; Insecta; Lepidoptera; Pyralidae. The transcript has 3 exons. The record is from RefSeq and is a predicted model, not a curated record.